CUUGCUACCUUAUAUAUAUACACCCUCUUCACAAAUUUAUAAUAAUUACAAACACUACAUACACACUUGUAUAUCUUCAAAACAUCGACCGACAUGUCUUCUCCAAUCUUCUUCUUCUUCUUCUUUGCUAUCUUUCUUCAAGGAGCCCUCGGGGAGAUUGUAUGUGAGAAUUUGCCUACAGAGGUUUGCUCGUUUUCCAUUGCGUCGUCUGGGAAGAGAUGUUUGCUGGAGAACUACGAGGAGGAUGGAAAGACCACCGGGUAUCAGUGCACGACAUCAGAAGUGAUGGUGGAGAGGAUGUCCGAGUAUAUAGAGACCGACGCGUGUGUUAAGGCAUGCGGUGUCGAUAGGAAUUCUGUUGGGAUUUCUUCAGACACCCUGCUUGAGUCGCAAUCCGUUUCCAAGAUUUGCUCCACGCCUUGCUACAACAACUGCCCCAACAUCGUUGAUCUUUACUACAACUUGGCUGCCGCUGAAGGUGUGUUUUUGCCUGACUUGUGCGAGAAGCAACGGAGCAACCCUCACCGCGCCAUGAUCGAGCUUCUAAGCUCUGGUGCCGCCGCUGGUCCCGCAACUAGUGAAAACCUUGCUGCUGCUGCACCCGCUCCAGCAUCCAUAUAAUCCAUCCAUCCAUCUUUAUUUCUUUUAGUAUUUCAUAAAUUAAUUUGUAGUCGAGGAGAGGGCGGAAUAAUUUAGACUUAUGGGAGUUUUUUUCUUUUUUAUUUUAAAUUUGUUUAUGAUAUGAUAAAUAAAUGCAUUUGCAUGUUAUUACGUACAUAAACACACUUGCUGAUA
Molecule: messenger RNA, 795 nt
Organism: Helianthus annuus (common sunflower)
Lineage: Eukaryota; Viridiplantae; Streptophyta; Magnoliopsida; Asterales; Asteraceae
Exons: 3
Coding region: 94-621 (175 amino acids)
Source: RefSeq, a predicted model, not a curated record